AUGGCACAUUCAAAUGAUGAGAUUUCUCAACCGACAGAACGGACUUCACUUUUGAGGGGAAAUGGCCACAACAACAAAAGCAAGUCAAGCUCCGUCACAUCAAAGGAUUCAAUAGAUGCAGAUAAAAGCCGCAGCAGUAAUGUCAACGGUAAUAUUUCUAAGAAUGGAGAUGAUGAUGCAGUUGAUGAGGAGAUGGGCGAGGCAGAGGAAGACGAUAAUCCCUUGUUUGUUGGGAACCCGGACAUCAAUAUGAAGUUACUGUUUCCUGCUGUGGCUUUGGGUAUAUUGCUAAGUGCAGCCGACCAAACAAUCAUUGUCAGCUCAUACGGCAAGAUUGGAAGUGAUCUCCAGGCUUUAAACAACACAAGUUGGAUUGCAACUGCAUACUUUCUUACACUCACAAGCUUCCAACCACUUUAUGGCAAGCUGAGUGAUAUAUUCGGCCGAAAACCAUGUCUACUCUUCGCCUACUCUAUCUUCGGGCUAGGAUGUCUCUUCUGUGGGCUUGCAAGAAACCUCAAUGAGCUCGUUGCAGCUAGGGCUUUUGCAGGAAUUGGAGGUGGUGGCAUGACAACAGUCGUCAGCAUCCUCUUCAGCGAUAUUAUCCCCCUCCGGGAAAGAGGCACAUGGCAAGGCUACAUGAACAUAGUCUACGCAUUCGGAGCAUCGCUGGGUGCACCAUUGGGAGGUAUUCUUUCUGAUAGUAUAGGAUGGCGCUGGGCAUUCAUCAUUCAGUUCCCACUCACCCUGCUCGCCUCUCUCAUCGUCUCCCUUGUCCUCCACCUACCACCAGUCGACUCAACACACUGGUUGUCAAAACUCCGACGCAUAGAUUUCCUCGGGGCUUUCACCCUAAUCCUCGCUAUAUCUUCCCUUCUGAUCGGAUUGGACCGCGGCAGCAACACCUCCUGGACCUCUCCCCUUACUCUCACCACCCUCCUCCUCUCCAUCCCCCUCUUCGGCUCAUUUCUCUACACUGAGAUGCGUAUCGCAUCCCACCCCUUCGCACCAGGCCACAUAAUCUUCACACCCACCCUCCUCGCCUCCUACCUGUGCAACUUCUUCACUCUGGCCGCUCACAUGGGCAUCAUAUUCUACAUCCCACUGUACCUACAAGGCGUGGACGGAAUGUCCGCCACCUCCGCCGGCCUCCGCUUCAUCCCCGUAAUGAUCUGCUCCGUAACAGGUAGUCUCGGCGCCGGCAAAAUCAUGCAAUCCACCGGCCACUACUACACGCUGACCCUCCUCAGCCUACUAAUCAGCAUCCUCGGCGGCCUGAUCAUCUUCCUCUGCUCGGGCCUCCUAACCAGCUCCUCAAGCUAUCUAAUCCUCGGGUUAGGACUAUCCGCCCUCGGCGGCGGCUCCACUAUAACGACUACCCUGAUCAACGUGAUAGCCAGCGCGGACGCGAAAGACCAGGCGAUCGCUACGGCGUGCACGUAUCUGUUUCGGUCGCUGGGGAGCGUGGUUGGGGUUAGUGUUGCGGCGACGGUGGUGCAGCAGAGGUUGAGGGUGGGGUUGAGGAGGGAGCUGGAGAGUGGGGAGGAGGCGGAGAGGAUUGUGGAGGGGGUGAGGAGGAGUUUGGGGUUUAUUGAGGGGUUGGAGCCCGGGGUUAGGAAGGUGGUGAGGCUUUGUUAUCAGGCGGCUACGAAUAGUGCUUUUGCGGUGAGUUUGGGGGUUAUUUGUUUGGCAUUGGUGUGUGCUUGUUUUAUUAGGGAGAAGAGGUUGAGUAAAUGA
Molecule: messenger RNA, 1737 nt
Organism: Cadophora gregata
Lineage: Eukaryota; Fungi; Ascomycota; Leotiomycetes; Helotiales; Ploettnerulaceae
Exons: 7
Coding region: 1-1737 (578 amino acids)
Biological process (GO): transmembrane transport; basic amino acid transport
Cellular component (GO): fungal-type vacuole membrane
Molecular function (GO): basic amino acid transmembrane transporter activity
Source: RefSeq, a predicted model, not a curated record